GUGCUGUGCGCCGUGUCGUGGUCGAUGAGAUGAUCAGAGUGGCAGCGACCUCCCUCAGACAGCUUUGCUCUUCCUCGCCUCCUCCAGCCACCCAAGCGCUCGCCGCGGUACCCUCGCAGCUGACCGCCUCUCAGUCUUCUGGCCCUCGAGAGAUCCGGAUGCCCUGCGGACAGCCGCUGCGUGCGCGCCGCUCCGGGGCUGCGGUCAGAGUUCAACGGAGAGGCCCUUGGCAGGCAAGCCCGCCGACGGCAAUGGAGGCUGGCGCACAUGACGGGGUGGACAAGAAUACACCGCUGGAGGCUGUGUGAGCG
Fomitopsis serialis is the source of this 311-nucleotide messenger RNA. RefSeq lists its product as uncharacterized. The record is from RefSeq and is a predicted model, not a curated record. Bases 30 to 308 code for a protein of 92 amino acids. The transcript has a single exon. Lineage: Eukaryota; Fungi; Basidiomycota; Agaricomycetes; Polyporales; Fomitopsidaceae.